Molecule: messenger RNA, 925 nt
Organism: Pomacea canaliculata
Lineage: Eukaryota; Metazoa; Mollusca; Gastropoda; Architaenioglossa; Ampullariidae
Product: microsomal glutathione S-transferase 2-like
Exons: 5
Coding region: 56-535 (159 amino acids)
Biological process (GO): leukotriene metabolic process
Cellular component (GO): nuclear envelope; membrane; endoplasmic reticulum
Molecular function (GO): glutathione peroxidase activity; glutathione transferase activity; enzyme activator activity
Source: RefSeq, a predicted model, not a curated record
UGCGCUUGGCAAGACUGAUCAUGACCGGCCGCUGGCAGGACCUAACCGGCACAACAUGGCGGCCGUGCACCUUGAGGACAUUCUUGCCACUAGCAUCGUCACGGUGAUAGCAGCCUUCCAGCUGACCCGUUUUGCACUUGGUGUGGUGGCUGUGAGAAAGAAGUACAAGAUAGAUUUUCCUGCUGUCACUGGGAAUGAACAUUUUGAGCGUGUCUUCAGAGCCCAGCAAAAUUCCUUGGAGUGGUUUCCUGUUUACAUGGUUUCGUUGUGGAUGUCCUCUCUCUUCUUCCAUCAAGUGCCAGCAUCUCUAGUGGGUUUAGUGUACAUUUACAGCAGACACCAGUAUUUCAAAGGGUACAGUCGCAGUGUAGAAGAAAGACGGCCUGGAUUUCAACUGGGUGUAACAUGUCUGCGAGUGAUGCUAGCAAUGACCAUUGCUGGCUUCACAACAGUGCUGCUGCGAAAGUAUGCAAACAUUGACCUGGCCCUAAUGACCCAGGGUAUCUUGAAGAACAGUUUGGGGAUCACACUUUAAGUGCAUAUUAGAGUCGUAUACUUCAUGCCAAUAGUGGUCUGUGCUCAAACAUUAUACAGAAAGUCAUGACAUGGCAAGUCGAAGGCUGAAAGUAAUAUUGUUUUCGUUUUUUUGACACUUCGACUUCAAACAAUUGUCUAAGAAUGGUUAAAAGGCUAUAAAAGAAAGAGCACACUAAAUGUUUUAUUUAAACAUUUUGCAUUGUCAAGCAUUUCAAAGACUUAUAAAGGUAAAGACGUGAAAAUUGUGAAGCUGUUGGAAUGUGAAACAAAUACUAUCAGUGCAUUCUACAAACAGCAUGAAUGUACAUUGUAUGACUGCUAUUAAAAGAAGUGAGCAUUUAAGCUUAUGUCCUUUAAGCCCAUACAAAUAAAAAUUUUUAUAUUUGUA